Ostrinia furnacalis (Asian corn borer) is the source of this 2730-nucleotide messenger RNA. RefSeq lists its product as uncharacterized. The record is from RefSeq and is a predicted model, not a curated record. The annotation marks the transcript as partial. Lineage: Eukaryota; Metazoa; Arthropoda; Insecta; Lepidoptera; Crambidae. The transcript has a single exon.
AUGUCAAAACAAUUGACUUCACAAAUACCUGCCAAGUCAAUCGCUGUGAAGAAUUGGACACACCUAGAAGGACUCAACCUGGCCGAUCCAACGUACAAUACACCAGGGUCUAUAGAUUUGCUUCUAGGUGUCAGAGAAUAUGCACAAAUUGUUCAGCAAGAUAUAAUCAAAGGUCCUCCAGGCACACCUUGCGCUCAGAAAACCAGCCUAGGUUGGAUCUUAUUUGGAGAAAUAGACACAAACUCAAGCAAAGACUCAAUUCUCGUAAUGCAUCACCAAGUAGAUGUAGAAGAAAUGCUGAAGACAAUUUGGGAAAUAGAUACAGAUCGUAAAAGAAAACAUACACGCGAAGAACAACUAUGUGAAGAUUUAUACAACAACUCAUACACAAGAAACGAAGAAGGAAGAUACGUUGUGAAACUGCCCUUUAAAACGAAACAUAUAAAGUCAACAGAAGGAAAUACAAGAGAAGUAGCUAUGAAUAGACUAUUGCAACAAGAGAAAAUGUUUAGAAGAUUACCAGAAAGACAUAAAGAGUAUGUGAAAGUUAUAGAUGAAUACAAAACAAUGAAACAUAUAGAAAAAGUACCUCUGAAUGAAAUAGAAACAAAGAAAUCUGUUUAUGCACCUCAUUUUGCCGUCAUUCGUGAAGGAAAAGAAUCGACAAGCGUGCGAGUCGUCUAUGAUUUUUCUGCUAAAGGUUCUAACGGAGUAUCGUUAAAUGAUGAAUUGUUAUUGGGUCCUACGUUACAAGAUGAUCUCAGAAGCCUGAUUAUCAGAUGGAGGAUGCACAAAGUGUGUUUUGUGUCUGACAUCGAGAAGAUGUAUAGGAUGAUACUGAUAGCCAAAGAAGACGCUGAUUUUCAAAGAAUCUUGUGGAGAGCAUGCCCAACAGAUCCAAUCGAAGACUUGAGAUUACUUACAGUGACCUUCGGCACGGCAUCAGCCCCUUACCUGGCGAUAAAGACGCUCCUUCAACUCGCCACUGAUGAAGGCAUAGAUUUCCCACUAGCUGCUAAUGUUGUUCGUGAGGAUUUUUAUGUUGACGACCUACUAUCAGGGUGUGAUGAUAUCGAAACUGCUGUCAAGAUUAGCAAAGAACUGCAAGAGUUACUCAGCCGUGGUGGAUUUAAACUCAAGAAAUGGGCCUCAAACAAUGCAGAUUUUAUGAGAUCAAUCGAACCAAGUGAAAGAUCAGCAUCUGUUCAUCUUGACAUGAAUGUCGGUGGAACCACAAAAGCAUUGAGCGUUGUCUGGGAUAUCGGAAGCGAUCGAUUUCAAUACAAUUUGAAUUUUCCAACAAUGUCUGAAACAAUCACAAAACGAACUAUCCUGUCAGACAUACAGAAACUUUACGACCCAUUAGGAUGGAUCGCACCAGCCAUUGUCUCGGCAAAAAUGUUAAUCCAAAAGCUCUGGCAAGAAAAAGUCAAUUGGGAUGAAGAUUUGAACGAAAUACUGAAACAACAAUGGCUAGCUAUUCGCACAGAUCUGGAAAAUGUAAAUGAAAUACAAAUGGAUAGAUGGUUAGACACCUUAACAUCUGAAAAAGACGCUAUUCAGAUCCAUGGCUUCAGCGACGCUUCCAUGAAUGCCUAUGCUGCCGUCGUCUACUGUCGAGUGAAGAAACCUGAUGGAUCUAUAAAAAUCAAACUGAUUGCCGCACGAACAAGAAUUGCCCCACUGAAGACAGUAUCAUUGCCGCGUCUGGAGCUCUGUGGAGCCGUUCUGCUCUCUGAGUUGCUGAAACAAGUCUCACAAGCCAUGAGAAUCCCUAGUUCACAAGUUUUCGCAUGGACAGAUUCCUCCAUCGUGUUAUCAUGGCUGCUUGGAGAUGUGAGUAGAUGGAAGCUCUUUGUGGCAAACCGUGUCGUCGAAAUCCUGGAAAACGUGAAUGGCAAUCAGUGGUAUCACGUUAUGUCAAAGGACAAUCCAGCAGACAUUGCGUCGAGAGGUAUGCUACUGAAAGAUUUAAAAGAUUGUCAGCUCUGGUGGGAAGGGCCUGAAUGGCUUUCGAGUGACAAUAUAGAAUACAGAAGACCUAACUACGUUGCUACAGACAUUGAAAGGAAGAAAGUUAUACAAGCUAACUUGAAAAUCGACGAUACCGAGAAUAAUUCACUUCUCAAUCAAAUAGAAGAAUUCGAUGAUCUUAGCGAGCUUACAAGAUGUAUUGCUUGGUGUAGAAGAUUCCUGAAACAAAAAGAAUACAAAGAUGAAAUAAACAACACAUUAACAACAGAAGAAUUAGAAAAAUCGUUACUUACAUGUAUCAAGUUGAUCCAAGAGAGAGAAUUUUCUGAAGAAAUAGAUUCAAUUAAAGAGAAGAAAGAAGUAAAAUCAAGAAGCUGCUUAAAAUCUUUGAAUCCUUAUUUGGACGACCAUGGUAUUCUCAGGGUGGGCGGCAGAUUAAGGCACGCCAAUUUAGACGAAGACACCAAACAUCCUAUUAUACUCAGCAAUAACAACAAAUUAACAUCAUUGGUGAUUGCAGACGCUCACUUCAGAACCAUGCAUGGAGGAGUACAACUGAUGCUCUGUUAUUUGAGGUCCAAGUAUUGGAUUAUUAGAGCUAAAGGACUGGUCAAGAAAUACAUACACAAAUGUUUGAUAUGUGCAAAACAAAGCGCUGCAGCUCGAACACAACUUAUGGGGGACCUGCCAAAGCAACGUGUCACUCCAUCAAGGCCGUUUUCACAUAGUGGAGUAGACUUCGCUGGUCCUCUUCAG